Molecule: messenger RNA, 906 nt
Organism: Pestalotiopsis fici W106-1
Lineage: Eukaryota; Fungi; Ascomycota; Sordariomycetes; Amphisphaeriales; Sporocadaceae
Exons: 1
Coding region: 1-906 (301 amino acids)
Source: RefSeq, a predicted model, not a curated record
AUGUCGGACCUCGACGGCACAAUGAGCAAUUUACCAAAUGUUUACCCUACCGAGGGGCCAAUUGCCCCAAAGGCCAUGAAUUCCAUGUGGUGGUUCUUCCGCAACAAGGGUGAGCUGGAGGCCUAUCACUUGAUACUGCAACAGAUCUCGCAUAAUCUCAGGCAUUUGGGAGAACUGGCGGCGAUUGCUCAAAAGCGACUAAAGGAAUGUUCACCCGCCGAUCCAACAACCGAGGCCGUGGUCAAGGCAAUCAGCAUCGACGUGACCAAGGCAAUGCAGAUUGACCAAUCGAAGUACGACAAGAUGAGAGACAUGGAAUUGAGUGAUUCCGGUAGCCAGCAUUUCGAGGACCUUCCUCAGCACACCCGUGACGCAUGGAUCACUGAAUACGUGAUGGCACUGAGACACAGAGAAAACCUCGAAAAGUACACAGAGGAGUGGAUGAAAUGGCUUGUGCGUAAGCCUGUUUCUCACAGUACACCAAGGCCUCCGUCAAGGAUGGAUUACGCCGAUGCCGAGGCUGCUUGCAUGGCAAACUGGUCUGACGAGACCGAAGGAAAGAUAUUCGAGAUGCUUAACGACAAGAUUAAUUCCAGUCAAAGUAAAGUGUGGAACCUAUAUAAAACUACCGGUCGUAUCGAGUACAAUCCGUCAGCCGGUAGAGAGGCUCGGGAUUGGAGGCGCAGGAUUGCCUCCAUCUACAAGAGGGGGUUCUGGAAGAUACGAUACGGAGACGAUGUCCAGAAGCAAACAAAGUUCAAAGAUCUAUCGACUGCAACUCAACGCAGAUGGAUAGAGGAUUACAUGACGGCAGACGCAAUCGUCGACGAGGUUGACGGCAUAGUGGGUGAGUGGCUCAACCUCACGCUGCAGCUGAAUGGACCACCCCUCAGCCCGCCUCGUUGA